CAAAAUAGUUGAUAUUGCGCAGUUAGACACUGCAAAAUGGAAUUAUACACACAUAUUUAGAAUAUUGUAUUGUGCAUUUAGUCGAAUUUAAUAUUUUGUUCAUAGUGACUACUUGCUCUUAUUAAUACAGCUAUUAAUACAUGUACAAUCUAACGUAGAUACAGGAAAAUGAUGGAUGGUAAAAACCACUAUCGAUUGACUGUUAAUAUGUUUGAUAAUUAGCAGAGAUAUAUGGUACAUUCUUUGUUGUGUUGUGAUUAAAAAAAAACCUUUGUGUGCUGGAACAAAUUUGAUAUCCGUAGUUUUUGUCGUCAUAUGAAGAUUUAAAUUCGUGUAUACGAAAGAAUAAGUAGUGUCUUUUUUAGAACACGACUUUAAAGGUGUUUGAAAGACCGUGGUAGAGACAGUUAAUCCUUCUACGAACAUUGGAAAUUUAUGGUUUCAUUAAAGUACUGGUGUGCAAUUUCUCGCAAACGCAAUAAGGGCUCAGGACAAUAAAGACAGUUUAAACAAAUAUGUCGGACCUGCAGAACACUUUGAAGGAGGUAGACAUUCAGGUCGUAUAUCGGAGACUGGAGGCCCGAAGAAGAAACAUAACACGUGAUGGGCAAAUGUCAAAACGUCAGCUCGCUUCGGCUUAUCGUGGGUAUCAUGGUCUCGAGUCUCAGUACCAUGCCCUACAGCAGAUGUCAAACGCAUCAAUGAUUAAUACUAAAGUGAAAAAUGAUCAUUUGCAGCUAAAACAUGUUGAGGAAAUGAAGCACAUGAUAGAGCAAGAAAAGUCAACCAAAGGAAAGACAGAAAAAGAUCUGAAAGUCAUGCGCGAAGACUUCACAGCGCAGUUAGCCUACCAGUAUGUGUACAAAAAGCAAAGUUUCAAACGACACUACAAAUCACAGAAACAGAAAAAGCCGCGCCCAGUGUCAGAUAAACCGGAAUUAUAUGAAUUAGAGAGAAGGAAUUCUGCAAAAUUAAAUGCCCCAAGACCAUUAGGAUCACUCCGACAGAUCGAGAGCUACAAAGAUGAACUAAAGUUCAAAUUUCCACCAAUAGCACAUCAUGAUAAUUCUAAUGAAAUCAAAUCACCCAGGGUUAAUAUAUUUGGAGAAAAAUCUUAUACCGAACUGAAAUUCGAAAGCAAAGACGACAAACCGCAGGACAUGACAUCCUUCCCCAGUAUUGAAGAUGCAAUGGGCAUACAUGUGAAAUUCAAAUAUAAACCAAACGAUGAAGACAGGCUUAGUACACUUACUGCACCUCCAGCGGGAUUAGACGCGGAAAGCGACAACGAGUCGUCCGAUAUUAAUCCAAAUCUGACUGUCUUCGACAUGGGUCAGAAUUUGAUUCUAAUGCGACAGAAAGAAAAGGAAAAAUUUGAAAAGCAUCGGGUAUUGCCCACAACACCAAGAACAAAGUCCGGUACAACGAAGGAGGUGCAAAAAGUAUCGUUGCGCCGAGCAUUACCGGAAACACCAAAUCGUCCGUCCACUGUGUAUCUGAGAAGUAGAAAUGAAGUCGAAAUGAGAAAAAUGGUGAAAAAAGAAGCGACAGACGUAAUUAGUUCGUGGAAGAGCUUGUCACUUCGAAAGGAAAAAGUCGAAUUAGCAAAAGAACACAAUAAAGUAUCACUGACCGAAAAUCCAGUCCCAGUAUUUGACAGAUCCCGACCUACAUCGGCUAUUUUAAGAGAUUUCAAGGAAUUUAAGAAACAUAAGGAGGAAGAAAAAGUAAAGCGAGAAGAAGAAGAAAAUCAGACUAUCAUUGUAAGACAAAUGUCGCCACAACCAAGAGCUGGUUCCCCAGUGGCAACUAUUCGUAAUAAGUACAUGCAUUCUGUGAGACCUGGAACGGCACGAAAGGAAUCACCAACACAUGCAGGACAGCUACAUCGAACUGACAGCGAGAAGUUCCCAUCUGUUUCACGCACGUCUUCUUUCAAAGAGGUCCCUGGAACUGAAUUAUUUACUGAAAAUGCGCUACUGACGGCGGCUGAGCGCAUUGAACUAGAGAGAGAAAAGAGAAGUAAAGGAAGUAUUUCUGCGGACACAAACAAGAUGGACAACUCUCAAAAGACUAAACGCCGGUUACCAGUCCCGCCAAGUGCAGCGACUAAAAAGAUUGAUCCUCCUAAAACAAUUGAAUUAAAGAUGUGUAAAAGAGGACCAGCAGAACCAGCAAAAAUGUUUAAUACAUCUGUACUACCUCCUGACAGAGAAACGGACACUAUUAACCGGGUCAAGCUAGCAAACGUAACUCACGAGGAAGAGAUGAAAGCACCACUGCAUGAUAAAAGACCACCAUUGUUAACUAUAAAUAAUGAAGAAAACUCAUACACUCCUACUGGGAAACAUCAUAAUAACAACGUGAUUACUGGAGGUCCUUCGCCAUUUCCAGCAGAUAGCCUUACAAGAAUUAAGUCUGCUAGUUCACUGUAUGGUGGAAGGGACCUGUGGCCAAAGCUUUCGAAGAAAAUGCAUUUCGAUUACGAAAAUUACUCGCGGACAACACCAGAAAUGAAAAAAAGGUUGGAGGUUCGAGCAAGGAACAGGAAAAAGAUUCAAGAAAAGAAUGCCCAGUUGGCAGUUGGGAUGAAGAAAAAGGCACUGAAAAAACAAACAGGAAAAGAAGCAGGGACCACAGAUGAUUCAGAGCGACCACCUACAAGAGUAUCGUUCAACGAGAAUGUAAUUGUUUUUCAAACUAUCUGAUACUGAGCUAUUAACAUCAGUUACUAUUUACUGCACACCUAAAUUGAUCCACAUCCUGUGUCAAAUAUUUGACAGCGUAACUUUGAUGAAAGAGUAAUGUAAAUACUUAAAAUAUGCACACACUGAAAUCAGUUUAAAUAUCAUUUCACUAAAACAUCAACACAUUUUAUCUAAUUCAGAAAUAUGCCAGAUGCAAAGAUGUGAAAUAUUGAAUGUUAUACAUUAUCUAAGAACAAUAUUUAUAUUUGAGCCAGAAAUAUAAUUAACAUAUUAGAUUCUAUCACAAGGCAUAAUUUAUAAACACUCAACAAAUCUAGCCCAACUCUUUCUUUUUACUAAUCACCCAGAGUAAAUAUAUUUGGAGAAGGUUACAUUACUCAGAUAUAUUCAUAUAGUUUGGCAUUCGUUCAGACAAUUAUUUUGUGAAUGACACAUAUAAAUUUCAACAAAAUUAAUCUGUUCUUAUUAUUUUACUCAUUUAACGACCACAACCUAUUUAUUAAGUCGAUAAAUAAUGUAGUUCAGUAUUUAAAGAAGUAAACUUGAUUUUACAUAGGAACAAUCUCUAUAAAACAAUGUACAAUGACACCUUUGUUUUGAUAAAGCUAGAAAAAUAUUGAACUUUUUCAGCAUAUAUUUGCGAAAUAUACGUUUGUUUAAUAAAGUCUUCUCGAAUACACUUUCAGUUACUAGUUUAAAUAUCUACAUGUACACCUAUCCCUAACAUUGGGAUAAAACAAAAGAAGUAAAAGCCGAUAUUAAUUUUAAGCAUCCUUUUAAAAGUGUUUAGAUGUUUUACCCCAACCCUUUUUCGAAAUAUUUUGCCCUUUAAGACCCACCACAGAAUGACUGUAUUCUUUUGUGUUUCUAUGACGGUAAUUAAACAAAAGUUUCAUGGGCCAGUUUUUAGUCACAAGCUGACAAUGGCAUAUUUUAAACAAAGACAUUGUGUUAAAUGUCUAGCCACUUUAAAAAAUAAUUAAUAUAGCAGUAUGCACAAUACCUGAUGUAUAUUGUUAGCCGUAGACCGCACUUUAUUUCUGUGGUGUAAGAUGUAUUAAGUUAUUUAUCUUUGUCUUUAUACUUAAAAUGAUUGACUAAAUAAGUUCGCAGAUGAAGUCUUGAAAAUCAUUAUUUAAGGAAAGGUUUGAUUUUCCUACCUGUUGUUAUAACAAUGAUUUUCAAUAAAUUUAUGUAGGAUAAAAAAUAUGUCUGUAGGGUAACAAAAUAUGUCCUAGAUUGUGGUGGAUCUUUAACGGGGUCUACGGCGUUAAUAUUAUCUCACAUGUAACUAUAUAAAAGUGCAGUUAGAGAAAAAAUACAUUGAAAUCAGUUUAGAUACCAUAUUAUUUCGUAUUUAUUCGGUUUCUCUUUAAAAUGGGUUGAGUUUUUAAAGUAAUUAUACGUAUUUUACUGCAUAUUUUGAAUUGGAGUCAUUUUGACAAGACAUUUAUAUUACAUUUUUCUAAGUGUGUUUAAGAUUUUAAAAGAGUUGAUUAAAAACAUGUGAUUUGAAAUACUUUGGCGAAAACCUGUGUAUUGCGUUAAAAUAUUUGUUAAGUGUACAUAGGUUUAUGCAAACAUUCACUUUUUCUUGCACCUAAAUAUUUUAAAUGUUUGUUUUUAUUGUGAUAGUUCUUAUCUAAAAUUAAAGCUAUAAUGCAUAUGCUUUGUCUAAUUAACGUACAAUCAGACCCCUGAAUGUUAAAUUUUUAGUUUUACGAAGCACGAUAGUUUUCAGCAUAUAUGUUUCGGCUGAAAACAAAAUGAACGUUAUUUUAUCAAAUGUAAUAUGGCCAGCUGUACUGCAAAACCUGUUUUAAUAAACUUGAACGUAGGAACUUUUAUCCUUAUAAGUAGUGCCAAUGUUUCUAGGUUUAGAUAUUCUUUCAUAAUUACCAACAAGAGACAAUUGCUCAGUCUGAUUUGUUUUACUUAAAUCAGGAGAGACAAAUACUUGCGUUUAGGUUAAUUAAGAAAAUGUGUUUAUUAUUUUAUCCGAACUGGAAUUGAUUAACACAUAAAAUGUUGAUUUACACGAUUAAGUACACAUAUGCACUCGCGUACAUGCAUAGCUAGGCGACACACAUUCAUAAACAGACACUCGUGAUCAUACAUACACUUCUCCCCUUUCCUACACAUACAUAGCUAGGCGACACACAUUCAUAAACAGACACUCAUGAUCAUACAUACACUUCUCCCCUUUCCUACACAUACAUAGCUAGGCGACACACAUUCAUAAACAGACACUCGUGAUCAUACAUUCACUUCUCCCCUUUCCUACACAUACAUAGCUAGGCGACACACAUUCAUAAACAGGCACUCAUGAUCAUACAUACAUUUUUCCCCUUUCCUACACAUACAUAGCUAGGUGACACACAUUCAUAAACAGACACUCAUGAUCAUACAUACACUUCUCCCCUUUCUUACACAUACAAAGCUAGGCGACACACAUUAUGAUUAACAGACACUCAUGAUCAUACAUACACUUCUGUCCUUUCCUACACCCUACACAUACAUCACUCAUGUUAAUUCUGCUAGAAUGUACUUCAAAUAAUAAUUAUAAUGGCACUUGGGUUUAAUUUAAUCAUUUUAUAUUGCAAUUAUCACACACAAUAUGAUAGUAAAUGUACAUCAAGAUACAUAUAUGAGCCGUGCCAUGGGAAAACCAACAUAGUGGGUAUGCGACCAGCAUGGAUCCAGACCAGCCUGCGCAUCCGAGCAGUCUGGUCAGGCUCCAUGCUGUUCGCUUUUAAAGCCUAUUGGAAUUGGAGAAACUAUUAGCGAACAGCAUGGAUCCUGACCAGACUGCGCGGAUGCGCAGGCUGGUCUGGAUCCAUGCUGGUCGCAUACCCACUAUGUUGGUUUUCUCAUGGCACGGCUCAUAUAUUAACAAAAACACGCCAACAUCAUCAAGACAUAUAAUACUACAUUACAUUAAAAUACAUUCCGUAACUUUGCAAUAGUACGAUAAUACAAAAGGGUUGGAGAAAAGAUUUACCAGCAUUAGAAAUCGGUCCGUCCCUAUAAUAACACAACACAUUUACAACAUAAUCUAAGUCGCAUUGAAAAUACAGUGUAUUAAUUAUUACUGUGAUAUAUCAAAUACUCUUUGGUAAAUAUUGAAUUAUUGUUAUUCUAUACACAAUAGCUAAUUACUUGUAUGCUAUAUGCUAUUUAUGUCUUUGUUUAUGUUUAUAAAUUGUAAAUAGUUGAGAUUUUAAAUAAAUGAUCAGACCUAAUCUAAAGCCAACUUCGCCUAAAAGCGUAGGCCUAUGCACAGUACCAUGCUAAAUAUAUAUAGAUUUGAAACAGUUUCAUAUCGAUUAUUAAGAAAGUUAAAGUUCACCUCGCACGUACCAUUUAACUAUUAUACAGUUUUAUACAAUUGAGUUACUAUAUGUUCUAUUUGGCAUGUCACUAAAAAUAAAUGCAUACAUGAA
Messenger RNA from Mercenaria mercenaria, 6151 nucleotides. RefSeq lists its product as uncharacterized. NCBI's taxonomy places the organism in Eukaryota, Metazoa, Mollusca, Bivalvia, Venerida, Veneridae. The coding region runs from base 516 to 2708 and encodes 730 amino acids. The record is from RefSeq and is a predicted model, not a curated record. The transcript has 2 exons.